This is a messenger RNA of Chrysoperla carnea, 2040 nucleotides long. It is a transcript of the gene l(2)dtl, whose product is annotated as protein lethal(2)denticleless. The coding region runs from base 90 to 1967 and encodes 625 amino acids. Gene Ontology annotation, cellular component: nucleus. Gene Ontology annotation, biological process: mitotic G2 DNA damage checkpoint signaling; proteasome-mediated ubiquitin-dependent protein catabolic process. The transcript has 2 exons. The record is from RefSeq and is a predicted model, not a curated record. Gene Ontology annotation, molecular function: protein-macromolecule adaptor activity; protein binding. Lineage: Eukaryota; Metazoa; Arthropoda; Insecta; Neuroptera; Chrysopidae.
UCGAACGUGAAUUCAAUUUUUCUUGAAUUUUUCGAGUGAAAUUAAUAAAUGAUUCGUGCAAAAAAUAAUAUUAAUAGAUAAAUAUUAUCAUGAAUAGUGUAGUUUCGUUUUAUGAUAAACAAUUAGGAAAUCAUUUUCAACGUAAUUAUGAUGUAGCUCUGCAGAAAUUAAGAUGCUUAAAGUUAGAUGAAUAUACUAUAAGACAUGAUAAUGGAGAAGGUCCAGCUCCUCCAAUUUUGGCAUGUAAAUUUGCAAAAGCUGCAGGGAAUCAACACAUCAUUGCAUUAGCGAAUGAAGAUGGUGCAAUUGCUAUUCAAAAUGUGAAUACUGAAGUCAAAACAAACGCAUACCCUGAAAUUGAUGGUAAAACUAGCCAUUUGAAUGCUAUAUUCGAUCUAGCUUGGAAGUACGAUGAUAUGAAAUUAGUAACAGCGUCUGGAGAUCAUACAUUACGAUCAUGGACAAUUACAGAAUCGGAUAUAAGAGAAGAUCGAUUAUUUGUUGGACAUGAUAGAUCUGUUAAAACGGUUACAUUUCAACGAAAUGGCUCCUCAGUGUUCGCGUCUGGUGGUAGGGAUAGCUGUAUAUAUAUUUGGGAUACAAGAGCAGCACCACGUACAGAAUUUACUCUUAAGGCUGACAAAAUAAUAAAUUGUUCACAGCUGUCAAUACCUAAGACAGCAAAGAAAAAGGGUAAAUACGGAUGGUGGUACCCAUCUCUUAUGAAUUCGAUAACAGGACUCGAAUUUCAGGAUGAUAAUACUUUAAUAUCGUGUUGUGCAAGUGAUGGAACAAUUCGUUGUUGGGAUAUGCGUAAAAGUUAUUCCGCUCAUAAUCGUAUGCCAAUUUCCAAACAUUCUUUACCGUACAUGGGAAGUUCUUCUACACGUAGAGGUUACACAAAUUUAUUAGUAGAUCAUAGUGCUGUUCGAUUAUACGCUAGUUGUCUAGAUAAUGUUAUUUACUGUUAUAAUAUUUCGACAUAUUCUAAGAAUCCUGUUAUGACUUAUGUUGGUCAUCAAAUAAGAAAUUCAUUCUAUGUUAAAACUAGCUUAAGUCCUGAUAGUUCUUAUUUACUUAGUGGAAGUGUUGACGAAAAAGCUUAUAUUUGGAAUGUACGUAAACAGAAACCCUUAUUAACUUUAAAAGGGCAUGCCGCUGAAGUAACUUGUGUCGCUUGGUGUCAAAGUGGAGAAUUAAUUUUAGUCACAUGCUCAGACGAUGCUAAACAUAAAAUUUGGCGUGUUAGAGACGAUGAAACCUGGAAGAAUGAUAUUAUUGGUAGUGUAGAACCAGUAGUUUGUAAAACACCAAAAUCAGAACAAAAACGUUUGAGUGAAGAUGAAUCUAGUCCAUAUAACAAAAAAUGUCGUUUAUCUGCCCAACCUUCAUCAGCAAGAAAACGAUUACUUACUGAACAACAAUUUCAAUCGCCUAACAAACGGUCCAGAUCUUUAUUUCAAGAUGAAAAUUCGAGUGAUGUUAAUUCACUUGCGACAAUUCUGGAAGGAAAUAAUCUGGGAGAAUGUUCGAAAGAAGGUGAUUUAACUUCGCAGUUAACAGCAAAUUUACCAAACUUUGUAGUAGACGGUACAGCACCACAUCUAAGAAUUAUAUCACCUCAAAAGCAAAAACAGAACAAAGACUGGAUAUCACAAAUUCGUAAAGAAAAGGAAAUUCGUUGUCGAAUGAUUGAAGAAACGACAGGAGCAGGUCCUAGCUCACCGAAAUAUCAGAGAUUAGAUAGUAGCGAACUUAGAUUAAAUAAUAGUCCAAAAAAUAUUAAAACACCUUCACGUAAAUCAUCACGAAAACCAUCGUUGGAUACACCUCCUCGAGCACAGUCACCUCUUUCAAGGUUUUUUAAAAUUACAGCUAGUACGAGUGCCAAUAGUAAUGUAAAAGAUAUGCAUUGUGCUUCUUCGAGUAUUUCUUCUAACCAAGUUUGUACCAAACAUAUUUUGUGAUAACAUUUUUGAUUGUUUAAAAUUAAACAUUUUUUGGUUGAAUCGAAUAGGAUUUGACAAACAUCAGUAUUUA